Nomascus leucogenys (northern white-cheeked gibbon) is the source of this 4361-nucleotide messenger RNA. It is a transcript of the gene KCNJ9, whose product is annotated as potassium inwardly rectifying channel subfamily J member 9. Gene Ontology annotation, biological process: regulation of monoatomic ion transmembrane transport; potassium ion import across plasma membrane. Gene Ontology annotation, molecular function: G-protein activated inward rectifier potassium channel activity. The transcript has 4 exons. Gene Ontology annotation, cellular component: plasma membrane. The coding region runs from base 251 to 1621 and encodes 456 amino acids. NCBI's taxonomy places the organism in Eukaryota, Metazoa, Chordata, Mammalia, Primates, Hylobatidae. The record is from RefSeq and is a predicted model, not a curated record.
AGUAGGGAUGACACAGAUAGCAAGUCCUAGUCAGAGCUGCCGCUACAUUUAGGAGAAACAGCGGUGUCUGCGGCUCCCACCCUUCAGGGGGCCCGUGGGGGGGGCGGUGUCAGGGGCAUGGACGCCACCCCCCAGGGGUCUCUGCUGCCGGCUACUCUCCUCUCCACGUGCUCUCUCUAGAGGGAGGAAGAAGGGCCCAGGAAAAGUGGUAUUGCGAUCUUCUGCAAAGGGGUCAUAGCAUGCACAAGAAAUGAGGAGUAGGUUGGAGGAACUGAAAUUCUUGGAGGGAAGAUGGAGAAAUCAAGUCCUUGAUCUUGAGACAGAGCCCCUCCAGGACCCCCGACGCCGCCUAGGCGCCCAGCGACCCGCGGCAGGUGGCAGCAGCUCGGGCCCCCGCCGCACUCCAGGCGCCCGCAGCGCUCGCCCUGACGCGGCCGCCAUGGCGCAGGAGAACGCGGCCUUCUCGCCCGGGCCGGAGGAGCAGCCGCGGCGGCGCGGCCGCCAGCGCUACGUGGAGAAGGAUGGCCGGUGCAACGUGCAGCAGGGCAACGUGCGCGAGACAUACCGCUACCUGACGGACCUGUUCACCACGCUGGUGGACCUGCAGUGGCGCCUCAGCCUGUUAUUCUUCGUCCUGGCCUACGCGCUCACCUGGCUCUUCUUCGGCGCCAUCUGGUGGCUGAUCGCCUACGGCCGCGGCGACCUGGAGCACCUGGAGGACACCGCGUGGACGCCGUGCGUCAACAACCUCAACGGCUUCGUGGCCGCCUUCCUCUUCUCCAUCGAGACCGAGACCACCAUCGGCUACGGGCACCGCGUCAUCACCGACCAGUGCCCCGAGGGCAUCGUGCUGCUGCUGCUGCAGGCCAUCCUGGGCUCCAUGGUGAACGCCUUCAUGGUGGGCUGCAUGUUCGUCAAGAUCUCGCAGCCCAACAAGCGCGCAGCCACGCUCGUCUUCUCCUCGCACGCCGUGGUGUCGCUGCGCGACGGGCGCCUCUGCCUCAUGUUCCGCGUGGGCGACUUGCGCUCCUCACACAUAGUGGAGGCCUCCAUCCGCGCCAAGCUCAUCCGCUCGCGCCAGACGCUGGAGGGCGAGUUCAUCCCGCUGCACCAGACCGACCUCAGCGUGGGCUUCGACACGGGAGACGACCGCCUCUUCCUCGUCUCGCCGCUGGUUAUCAGCCACGAGAUCGACGCCGCCAGCCCCUUCUGGGAGGCGUCGCGCCGUGCCCUCGAGCGGGACGACUUCGAGAUCGUCGUUAUCCUCGAGGGCAUGGUGGAAGCCACGGGAAUGACAUGCCAAGCUCGGAGCUCCUACCUGGUAGACGAGGUGCUGUGGGGCCACCGCUUCACGUCAGUGCUGACUCUGGAGGACGGCUUCUACGAGGUGGACUAUGCCAGCUUUCACGAGACUUUUGAGGUGCCCACACCUUCCUGCAGUGCUCGAGAGCUGGCAGAGGCUGCGGCCCGCCUUGAUGCCCAUCUCUACUGGUCCAUCCCCAGCCGGCUGGAUGAGAAGGUGGAGGAGGAGGGGGCGGGGGAGGGGGCGGGUGGGGAAGCUGGGGCUGACAAGGAGCAGAAUGGCUGCCUGCCACCCCCAGAGAGUGAGUCCAAGGUGUGACCAGCUUCCUCCAGACCCCUGUGGCAGACCGGGGGCCAGACACAGAUACAUGGGGAACUGCAUAUCGGAGGUGGUGGAGGAGGAGAAGGAGGAAGGCAAAGCCCCUGGAAAUGUGCUAAAGUUGGAAAGUCCCCGUCCUCCAGAUCCUCAAGUCUAGAAACCAGUACGGAAGGGAAGGGUCCUGAUUUCAGGGAAAUGGAGGGUGGGGCCGGGUGAACAUGCCAGUGUGUGUUUGACCUUCACAUUUGUUCAUGAGUGGAUGGAUGGACAGAAUGAUGGACUUUUGGGGGUUGGAUGGGAAGAUGGUAGCAGAUAAAGACAGCUGACAGAUACAUAAAUGGACCAGUAGACAAUUGGUCCACUCAGGGCUGCCACUAACCUGCAGAACACCCCUGUGCAAAUUCUAAAAAGGAACCCUUUUCCUCCAGACAGAUACAGCCCCAAACCAGGGUGCAUGGCUUGGGGAACAGAGUGUAGGAUGGAUUGCAGUCCCCAAUCACCUCUUCUGCCAGCCUCCCCACAUAUGGCACAACUGUCUAAUGACAUGGUAGGCCAAGCUGAAGCGAAGGAGAAAGGAGCCAGACCAAGAUGGGCACGUGAGGAGGGUGCCCUCCUAGCUCCACCCUCACCAGGAUGAAGGCAUGCAAGGGGCUCAGCAAGGUGUGAAUGACCUUAGUCCACAAGUUCAGGGAAGCAGGCAGAGCAGGCAGGUGCCUGAGCUGGGGCCUGGAGAAGGGCCUGGGAAAGGAAAACCAGGGAUAGCUAUUUUCUUACAGUGGAGUGAGAUCUUACAGGUAUCAGGCACAGGCAGGAAGAGAGAGAGGUUCUGGGGAGGAAGGGCCAGGAGAGAGAUCUAGAAAGUGGGUUCGCUGGAGCUGGGACAGAGGGAGCCCCUAGAAAAGCAGUGAGUCCUUGGGGCACAGUCAUUCACAUCACUGAUUGGGUGCCAUGUGGAGUGGACAUUCAAAAACCUGGUUCCUGUCCUCAAAAUAAGGGGCACCUGGGAAAACAGAGGAAUCUACCUGUGGCAACUGAACGAGGGAUAAUUCAAACUGACAACCUGUGCAGUCCCGUGGAGGGUGGGGGAGUGUGCGUGAUCAGAAGGCUGGGGCCGGUGUAAGGCAUAGGGAAUAUGUAAGUCAGGAGUUAGAAGUCUCCAGUGUGCGUUGGAAUCACCUGGAGGGCUUGUUAAAACACAGAUUUUUGGGCUCCACUCCAAGGGUUCUGACCCAAGAGGUGGGGACCAAAACUAUGCAUUCCUAAGAAGUCCCCAGGUCAUGCUGCUGCUGCUGGACUGGGGACCACACUUUGAGAACCUGUGCUCUAAGUGAAGACUUGGAGGUCGUCUCAGGACAUGGGGCAUAGAAACUGAGGAGUAGCUGAGAGGAAGAUGAAGAGAAGCUGAGAAGAAGCUGAGGAUCCUCACAGGAGCAGACAGAGAAAUGUGAAGGGUGGGGUUUUAUGUGUGGGAAAGGGACCUGAAGCCCAGGCUGAAGAGUUUAACUCUGGGCCCAGAAACUCAACCAUCAGUGGAAACAGGGCAGUGACAAGUGGAGGGGGUGUCUGGAAGCUGAGCGGGCCCGACAGAGAGAUGAAGCCAUCAGAAUGACUUGAGGGGGCUCCUGGGGAGGUCGGGGGGAGGUGGAGCAGGAACGGUUUUAGGGGCAAAGGACAGAACCCCUUGUGGGACUGGAGGCAGGAUUGAAUGUGGGAGAAAAUCUGAGAGAAGCGAUAGGAGUCAGAACAUCUGGAUGUGUCUGCAGCCUGCUGUCAGCCCAAUUGGGCCAGGGGGUCCCAAAGAUGCAUAUUCUCACCCCACCUCCACCUGCUUCCUGAUCACAUCCCAGUCACCAGCGGCAGCUUCCUGGAUGGUGAGGGAGAACAAUGGCAAGUUGAGAGGGGCAGAGGGGUGGAAGGGACCUGAAGCUGGCCUGGAGAAAAGCAUAGGCCCAGGAGAGCCUGCCCUGGGACAGCAUCUAUCUCCCACACAGCAGCACUGGCCCAGCAAGGGCCUCCUCCCUUGGCCCUGGCCACAUCCCACUCCCGCCCUUUCAUAAGCGCCCUGGGGAAAGCACUCCAGUCUUCUCUGUUCCAGGCUGGGCAGCCAGGGUCCUAUGGGGCACAGCCAGGGUCCUAUGGGCACAGCCAGGGCCCUAUGGGUCCUCUGGAAGCAAGAAAGAGGGCCAUGGAAGGAGCCCAGACAGCUUGGGUUCACUCAGAGAGGACCCAAGUCCCAGUCCCUUCCUUUCAGUCAAAGCACGGACAUCUUUGCCUCAGGUCACAGGGCCACUGGGGUCGUCAUCAAAGAUGAGAUUCCUGAAGCCUGGCAUUGACUGGUCCCCUAAGAACAGAUGUUGGGAUGGGGAAUGAGGAUUCAUUCGGGUUUCAGUAGAACAGGGGGGUCUGGACAAGAGGGGGUGGGAUACUUGGUAUCCACACACAGGCACUCACACAGGAGCCAACCCAUUGCAGCUGAACAAGCAGAGAAACUGAGUCUGGAAAGGCCCCUCCUGCCUGCUGAAGUCACUGAGACCCUGCCACACCUCUCCUCGCCACUGUCACCACUCAGGGCACCACUGUACAGUGCAACAAGUCAGGAGACCUAGGUCCUACUCCUGACACUUGUUAAUUAGCUCUAUGACUCUGGGCAAAUCUCAUAUCUGGGCCUCAGUUUCCUCAUCUGUAAAAAUGACACUUAGCAAACUCGUAAUGCUCAAUAAAUGUUUAAAUAACAACUGAA